CGACCAAGUCCGGCUGAGGCGAAUCCUCUCGCUGUUGGGCUGGCCUUGACGUUCUUGUCCGGUCAAGGAGCAGCAGCAGCAACGUGCGGUUCCACUGCCAAAUGCUGUCUUCCGCCCGAUCCUGCCGCUGACCAUUCGCUGCAAGUUCUGCGCACGUGGUCGCAGCAGCCCGUAGUACCUGGUCAACUGACAUGUGCAGCCAGCAGCAGGUUUCACGGCCUAAUGAAUACAGGUAAUGAUGGAUGAUGGAGGAAAGGAAGGGCGUGGGCGUGCGGGCGACGUCUGGGCUCAUUGGCUACUCGGCAAACUCAAAGCUCGACUCACGUGAGACUGAGGCUGACUGCGCCGAGCCGAGACCCUCCCCAUCGGACCUCUUGCGACGUGAUGCGAUUCGACGUUGCUCCGCGACCUUCGUCACCACUUCCAACGACAUCGACACAGGAAUCACCGUCUGCGCAUAUGGCGAACACCACCACCAUGUCCUGCGCCUGCUAGACGCUCUAUGCGUCUAGUAACGAGUCUUGCGACCCCCCGGCUUCCGAUUGAGGGAAGUGUACAUCAGGCAUAUCCGAGCUCCGCGACCACCACCAUUACCAUCCGCCGGCGGUGACCUGGCGUUCUACCCCGUCGCGAAAAGCUCCGAGCGAGAAGCUAGGAAUAUAUCCAGACGUGGCCGCUGUGUAGGCCAGCAGUCGACGCGGGUGGAGUAGCAGUGCGCGCGACGAUCGUGAAGAGCAGCUCGCGCUUUUCGAGCAGGCGGGCAAGAUGAAGUACCUACCAGUCCGCGAAAUUGACAUUGUUACGAAUGCGCUUAACUUCUCGACGCCAGAUACUCAUCUCAUAGGUGGGUGCGACAUGUAUACCACGAAGGCCGCAGGCGGCGACAAGAAGCUGUACAAGAACAUCGAGAAUAGCCUAGAAUCUCAAUAUGAGUCCCUGGUGAGACUCUCCGCAUCUCUGAGCCCUCCCCGCCACGCUCCUAGUGAUGAUGGACAUGGCAGCGAAAGGAUUGAAAGCAGGCGGCGCGGCUGCACGGUCGAAGCGCCCGAGAUUGACUUGUCGCGAGCUUCGCCAUUUGGUCCCUUGAGUCAAAUCACCGCGCGACGGACCUUUGCCUACCUCAUCGCAACUUUGAAUGCAUCACAUCCCGACUACGACUUUUCGCGUCUGCUUCGGCCCUCGGACUUUAACAAGCAGAGGAGCUUGAGAAGUAUGAUGCACAAACUAGACAGCACUCUGCAACACCUGCGACCGAGGCAGACCACGACUUCGAACUAUCUGGUGCCCUCAUCAUCGCUGUCGAGCUCGGCGCCGGGACCUGGUGGGAACGAUAUUUGGAACCAGAACAUGUGGCGCUUGAUUGAUAAGGAGAUGGGUUUGAGACAGUGCGAAAAGUAUACGUAUGAUCCGGAAGACGAUCCUUUCGAUGGCGACGAAGGCGCCAUCUGGAGUAUGCAUUACUUUUUCUUCAACAAAGAGAAGAAGCGGGUAUGCUACAUAUAUCUGCGCGCAUUCAGCGUCAUAUCACAUAGUCCUCUGCAGGCGGCGAUCACCCUCCAUCGGCCGAAGCCCGCAUCACGGAAGGUGUCGAGUCUUUCCGUGGGGGAAGGUGCAGAGAAGCGUGCAGCAUUCUGGUUGAGUAGCGAUAUGCUCAGGAGCAUUGACACCAUUAGCUAUGGGGAAGACGACGACGAUGAGAUGAUUGAGGUCCACGACGACGACGACGACGAAUCGGAAGUGCCCCCUUUUGAUCUGGAAGAUUUUCGCAAUGGUUUGAGCGAUGGCAGCUUCAGUUAUAGUGUCGACGAGUAUGCUGGUGAAAGUGACAACGAUUGGACCAGCAGAGAACUGAGGGACAUGAGCGAAGAAAUUGUCUCGAACAUGGAUAUGGAAGCAUGAAGUGAUGGUUAUGACAUCGAUUCAUUCCUUUGAGGGAAUUACGGAGUUUGUUCCUUUUGCAAGUGUUCUGAUGUAAUUAGGUGAGUUGUUCCCGUGCUGUAGCAAAUUGCUUCACAUAUCAACCAGAGCAUGAC
Sphaerulina musiva SO2202 is the source of this 2033-nucleotide messenger RNA. Its product is annotated as repressor of RNA polymerase III transcription MAF1. The transcript is spliced from 2 exons. Gene Ontology annotation, cellular component: nucleus. NCBI's taxonomy places the organism in Eukaryota, Fungi, Ascomycota, Dothideomycetes, Mycosphaerellales, Mycosphaerellaceae. The record is from RefSeq and is a predicted model, not a curated record. Bases 766 to 1899 code for a protein of 377 amino acids. Gene Ontology annotation, molecular function: RNA polymerase III core binding. Gene Ontology annotation, biological process: negative regulation of transcription by RNA polymerase III.